CUUCAGAGCUGUACUAUAUUCUCAUAUAUUGCCACCAAGGAGUUGUUUUAGUUCAAGCUCAUUAACUAAUCGAUCCCUUGGGAAAAUGCAGGGGAGAACUCUGAUCUUGCUGAUAUUUUCCACCAAUGUUUGUGCAACUGCACUUCCUAAAAGGAAUAAAGUUCUCUUCCCAUCUGCACAGAGGUUAAAAAGAAAUCUAGAUUGCGACAUUCCAAUUAAUCCUGUGUUCCAGAGGUCACAGAAGGACGUGGAGCUGCUGUAUGAGUUUCUUCUGGGUGGGUUGAAUAUCGAUGACAACUUUAAGUGUACCCUGAAGGAUGAAGAACUCGCGUCAAUGAGAGCAGGAAAGAAGUUCAAUGUUAUUAUUAAUAACAUCAUCCCCAAGAACAUUACUGACAUCCGAAGACUUACUUACAGACUCUCCAAGUAUAGUGGGCAGCUCAAGCCUGUGGACUUUGAAAGGAUGCUGUUGACCCUGUUGUUCACAGUUUAUCGGGCAUCUAGAUAUCAAGGGCAUCAACAGGAUACCUGGGUAGAGGCAUUAGUGAACAUCUUUCAGGCUUUAAGACGUGAUUUAAUGCUUUAAUAACUUUGAUUUUGAGGGCGCUGGAUGUGAAAAAAAGCUCAUUUAAAUUCUAACUCUUGAAUACUUAAUUCUCUUCUAAUUCUGAAGAUUUUUGAUGGUUUCUCUGGUUUCCUGAAUAUACAUCAAGCUUUCCAUAGAUCCUUGCAGUACCUGAACUGGAAAACAGCCUAUUUCUCAAGAUAGUGUAGACUUUCUGCUCCCUGCAGGCUCCCUUCAAAUUCCCCACCAUCCUGAUUUAGGAAAAUAUUAGGAAUCCUUCAUCUUCACUGAAUCUAAAUCCUGGACACCCUAUUCAAGAACAUUAUGGGAAUAGAUUCACUAGAAAGACUGCAGUGGUUCAAAAAGGCAGCUACUAUCUUUUCAAGGGCAAAAUAUGAUGAGCAAUAAUGCCUAUGUCCAAUAAAUAAAUAAUAAUAAAAAUCGCAAUGCAUUCAAAUUAAAAUAAGACUAAUAAUAGAGACUACAGGUUAAAUUAAAACCAGCCAAGACCAUUUCUAGGCAAAACACCCAACAGAUGACAUACCAAUGUUGAAGCUGUUCUCUUGUUCCCCUUUCUCUUUAUUGAAUUAGCAACUCAGAGCUUAAAAAAAAAUCCAUUAAAGGUAAAUGAGGCUAAGAUUCUUUAUUUUAAUAUAUUAUAGGGAUUUAUGUAGAGUGCAAUAUUGUUUUUUUAUUCUAAUUUGCAUAUCAAUUAAAUAAUUCAUUCUAACUACUGCAACUUGCCCUGAAAGCUAAUUCACGGGGAACUGAAUACAUUUCCAGAUAAUUCUUUCCCCUCUGGUCCCUGUGUUUAAAUCCAAGGCAGAUUAAUGAAACGAAGGUUCCUUUCUCCGCAAGCUAUGAGAAUUCUAAACAAGAGUGUGUGAGUCCCUUUUAUAAGGGAAUCAAUAAGCUGGCAACAAAUUACAAUUCUUAGUGAUAGAUUACUCUUCUGAGAGUAGAGUUGUGUGGUGGGAUCUUUAUUCUGCAAUUGGCUAUGCUAUAUCUGAACUGAUACAGAAGGCCUGAAAGGAUUUCAAUACCUAACACUAACAUCCCUUAGCAAAAAUAAAAAUCUGGUAAUGCAAGCUGAUGAUGAAAUAAGAUUAGUCAGCUUUUCUUCAAUGAUAUAGGCAUUCUAAUUCCCGCAGAUUGCCUGCAUUUAACUAUUACUUGCACGUAGUUAACCAGAUUUAAAAAUAUAAACUGCUUUACUAAUUAAAAUGCAACAUGAAAAUAUGAUAGAAGUGGUUGUGUUCAGAUAAGCACUUUGAAUUUGUUUUUUCAACGUUGUUGGGUGAGGGAUAAUUUUCUGGGCAUUAGAGUCAGUGUGCAGAAAAUGUAACAUCGUGCUAUGUGGGUGGUUGUUCUUAUUUGCUGAUGUGUGUUUAAAGCAGUAGUAACCAUUUUCUGCUGGAAACAUGAAAGUACUUAUCAAGACCUUUAUUAGUUGGGUGAAUCCAACUAAACAUACCUUAUGGAUCAAAAAUUUCACAAACAGCACACCUGAGGAAGGCUAGAAAAGGAUAAUAAUAUGGAAUUUGCUCCAAUUACGAUGGGUCUAAUCUUUUGGGAGCUGGAGCAAGAAAAACGUGAGAUUAAGGAGCAUCAAUUAAAGGGAUCUCCAGAUACAGUUAGGGAAAUGUCAUUACCUUAACAUGGCUGAAAACUGAAUCAUACGUACAGACUCAACGUAACAGUAUUAUACACAACAAACGCAUUAAUAAUAUGUGUAUGUAAAUACAGAGUGAA
Molecule: messenger RNA, 2317 nt
Organism: Pristis pectinata (smalltooth sawfish)
Lineage: Eukaryota; Metazoa; Chordata; Chondrichthyes; Rhinopristiformes; Pristidae
Product: protein FAM180A-like
Exons: 3
Coding region: 86-586 (166 amino acids)
Source: RefSeq, a predicted model, not a curated record